Pelmatolapia mariae (spotted tilapia) is the source of this 5524-nucleotide messenger RNA. RefSeq names its product strawberry notch homolog 1 (Drosophila) (gene sbno1). Gene Ontology annotation, molecular function: chromatin DNA binding; histone binding. NCBI's taxonomy places the organism in Eukaryota, Metazoa, Chordata, Actinopteri, Cichliformes, Cichlidae. Gene Ontology annotation, biological process: regulation of DNA-templated transcription. The transcript is spliced from 33 exons. Bases 329 to 4534 code for a protein of 1401 amino acids. Gene Ontology annotation, cellular component: nucleus. The record is from RefSeq and is a predicted model, not a curated record.
UGGUCGGGUCACGUGAUGUGGUAUUAGCUCGAUGACUCUGCUAUGUUUAUCGUUUGCGGAAACGUUGAAGAAAUGUUGAUUUUCACGCUUUUAUCAGUUUACUGUCAUCGGGGGAUGCUGCGCGGCUGCUCAGAGACUCGUUUUUGUCGGCGCUGCCCGAAGAGUUUGGCUUCGAAAACGGACGCUGUAGGCCUACACGUCACGUGACCAGCAUGCGGCGGAGCGUUUGAUAAAAAGAUGGCGUGAGCGCGACGGAGCGGAUAGGACAACAAGCCCCGAACUGCUGAGCGCUGCCGAUCGCGAGCCGCAGCGGCCGUUCAACCACCAGAUGGAUCCCGGACAGGAUUUACUUCUCGCCGCUCUCAGUGAGAGUGGAAUUUGCCCAAAUGAUAUUGGCUUAUUUGAUGUUGAUUCUCAGGAUGUUGCACAGCCCUCUACAACCCAGCAAUCUAUCUCCAUCAGUGCCCUGGAUGUUGGUGUUGGUUUGGGGACAGAGUCAGUAGAAGUUGUUCGACCUGAACAUCCUGCUGCAGUCCCCAUUGUUACCAUCAGGCACAAACCUCAGCCAUCAACCACCACGUUUGUCUUAAAUCAGCUGAAUCAGUUGCCUCCACUGGGAGCUGUUGUGACCAAACAGUCUGCUAUUAACCCUGUCAAGCAUACCAUAACUGUCACCAAGGUGGUUCAUGUGGCGAAUUCAACCCUGCGAAGUUCAUCAGCCCCCUCUACCACAAGUAUUCCCCCUUCAGCAUCCACAGUAGUGCCUUCUAACAGAGAUCAGCAGAUUCAGUUGAAAGACCUCCUUCGGCCCAGCAGUGUGAAGAGCACUGGUCUAAAGGGCAACAGUCUGAUAGAGCUCAUGAAGCUCAAGCCUCCACCUGAUAUUGCUCCACCAGUAGCAACAGCCACAGGCCCAGGUGACUUGAACAAUGGAAUCAAGAGAGAAGUUUUGGGUAAAGAUGCUGCCAGGAUCUGGAUUCAUGAUGACAUUAAACUACAAACCUUUCCACAUUCUCUGAAACCUCCAGUGGUGAAGGAAGAGGAUGAGCCUGAGGAGGAAGAGGAGGAUGAGCUGGGUCAUGCUGAGACUUAUGCAGAGUACAUGCCACAGAAAUUAAAGGUUGGCCUGAGGCACCCAGAUCCUGUUGUAGAGACCAGUUCUCUGUCCAGUGUGAGCCCUCCAGAUGUGUGGUACAGACUGACCAUCCCAGAGGAAGUCAUUGACAGGGGCUGCCUCUCUGCGUUGCAGCUGGAAGCUAUUACAUAUGCAGCUCAGCAACAUGAGACAUUCCUCCCAAAUGGUGAUCGAGCUGCUUAUUUGAUUGGCGAUGGAGCUGGUGUGGGGAAAGGCAGGACGAUUGCAGGGAUCAUCUAUGAGAAUUACCUCCUGGGCAGGAAGAGGUCACUAUGGUUUAGUGUCUCAAAUGAUUUGAAGUAUGACGCUGAAAGGGAUUUAAGAGACAUUGGAGCCAAGAACAUCCAGGUUCAUUCCCUGAACAAGUUCAAAUAUGGCAAAAUCUCUUCAAAGCACAAUGGAAGUGUGAAGAAAGGUGUCAUCUUUGCCACCUACUCCUCUUUGAUAGGAGAGAGCCAGUCAGGAGGGAAAUAUAAGACCAGAUUUGAGCAGCUUCUCCACUGGUGUGGCGAAGACUUUGAUGGAGUCAUCGUCUAUGAUGAGUGUCAUAAAGCCAAAAACGUUUGUCCAAUUGGCUCCUCCAAGCCUACAAAAACUGGGCUUGCAGUGUUGGAGCUGCAGAACAAACUCCCAAAGGCUCGGGUUGUGUAUGCAAGUGCUACAGGUGCCUCUGAACCACGAAACAUGGCCUACAUGAACCGGUUGGGCAUAUGGGGACACAAAACACCCUUCAGAGAAUUUGGGGACUUCAUCCAAGCUGUUGAGCGCAGAGGUGUUGGCGCCAUGGAGAUUGUAGCUAUGGACAUGAAGCUGAGAGGGAUGUACAUUGCAAGACAGCUGAGUUUUACAGGUGUGACUUUCAAGAUCGACGAGGUUCCCCUGACUCAGCAAUAUAUCAACAUGUACAACAAAUCUGUUAGACUGUGGGUGAGUGCACGGGAAAGGUUCCAGCAGGCUGCAAACCUCAUGGAUGCAGAGCAACGCAUGAAGAAGUCCAUGUGGGGUCAGUUUUGGUCUGCCCACCAAAGGUUCUUUAAGUAUCUCUGCAUUGCCUCCAAAGUCCGCCGAGUGGUUCAGCUGGCCAGAGAAGAGGUUCAGAAUGGAAAGUGUGUGGUGAUUGGCCUUCAGUCCACUGGUGAAGCAAGAACACUGGAGGCCUUGGAGGAAGGAGGGGGAGAACUCAAUGACUUUGUUUCAACUGCAAAAGGUGUGCUACAGUCCUUGAUUGAAAAGCACUUCCCAGCUCCAGACAGACAGAAGCUUUACAGCCUGCUGGGUAUCGACCUCUCAGCAAAGAAGACCCCCUCUCCCAGUGACACAGCAGUAGAACAAGAACAGAAGGGCAAGAAGAGGAAAGGUUCAGAGGUUAAAAAGCAGCAGAAAAAGCGUCCCCGGAAGCAUGGGGGUCUGUCGGGUACGAGUUCAGAUGAGAGCCAGUCAGAGGAGUCGGACAGAGACUGUGACAGUGAUGACAGCUUCAAAUCAGUCAGCUCAGCAGACGAAGACGACGAUUUCAACCCAUUCAGAGAAGAGUCUGACGAUGACGAUGAUCCAUGGCUUAACAGGAAGGAACCAAAGAAAGGGAAGGAGAAGAAGAAGAAAAAGAGGAGAAAGAGUAUUGAUCCAGACUCGAUUCAAAGUGCCUUGUUGGCCUCGGGGCUGUGCUCCACUAGGCCUACUUUCACUGCCUCAGUUAAUCCCCCCAGCACGCCUGCCACAGUCAAGUCAGACAGUCAGGAAAGCUGGCUAACAAGUCAGGACUCAGUGGAACUUGCCCAGAAAAUGAAGAAAGAGCUGCUUGAAAAACUGGAGGAUCUGGCAGAGGAUCUGCCUCCCAACACUCUGGAUGAGCUCAUAGAUGAAUUGGGAGGACCUGAAAAUGUAGCUGAGAUGACUGGCCGUAAAGGUCGCGUGGUCAGCAACGAUGAUGGGACCAUCACUUAUGAAUCUCGCUCUGAGCUGGACGUCCCUGUGGAAAUACUCAAUCUCACUGAGAAGCAGAGGUUCAUGGAUGGAGAGAAGAACAUAGCCAUCAUCUCAGAAGCAGCGAGCUCGGGUAUAUCCCUGCAGGCUGACCGUCGAGUGAAGAACCAGCGGCGGAGAGUCCACAUGACACUAGAGCUGCCGUGGAGCGCAGACAGGGCUAUACAGCAGUUUGGGAGAACCCACAGAUCAAACCAGGUCACAGCUCCAGAAUAUGUCUUCCUCAUAUCGGAGCUUGCAGGAGAGCAAAGAUUUGCAUCCAUUGUUGCCAAAAGACUAGAAAGCCUGGGUGCUCUCACUCAUGGUGACAGAAGAGCAACAGAAACUCGGGAUCUGAGCAGAUUCAAUUUUGACAACAAAUAUGGCAGAAACGCUCUGGAAAUUGUGAUGAAGUCGAUCGUAAAGCUUGAUACUCCAUUAGUGUCUCCACCCUCGGACUUUAAAGGGGAUUUCUUCAAAGAAAUUCAAAUUGGAUUAGUAGGUGUUGGCCUCAUAAAUGUGGAGGACAGAUCUGGCACACUAUCACUAGACAAAGACUACAACAACAUGGGGAAGUUCCUGAAUCGUAUUUUGGGCAUGGAGGUCCAUCAGCAGAAUGCUUUGUUUCAGUACUUUUCUGACACGCUUUCAGCGGUGAUUCAGGAAGCAAAGAAGAAUGGCAAAUAUGACAUGGGCAUUCUCGAUCUGGGCUCGGGUGAUGAAAAAGUAAAGAAGGUGGACUGCAGGAAAUUUCUAACACCUGGCUACACUACAUCAGGGCAUGUUGAACUCUACACUGUAAGUGUUGAAAGGGGAAUGUCCUGGGAAGAAGCCACACACGCUUGGGCAGACCAGAAUGGAGCCGAUGAUGGUUUCUAUGUGCAGAUGAGGAACAACAAAAAAACGGCCAUCCUUGUCAAAGAGGUGAACACUAAGAAGAGGCUGUUCUUGGUGUACAGGCCCAACACCGGCCGGCAGGUCAAACUGGAGACGUACGCAGACCUCAAGAAGAAAUUUAAAAAGGUCUUGUCAGAAGAUGCCAAGCAGCACUGGACUGACCAGUACAAGUCUUCAGAAAAAAUCUGCUCACACGCAUAUUGGCGCGGUAACUGCAAGAAGGCGUCAGUGGGUCUACAGUGUGAAGUUGGUCUUCGGUGCAGGAGGUACUACGUUUUGUGUGGAUCAGUGCUCAGUGUUUGGAAUGAGCUGGAGGAAGUGCUCACCCCGGUCAGUGGAACCAAUGUAAAGGUGCAGAUUGUCCGGCUGAGAACCGAAGAUGGGCAGAGGAUAGUCGGACUGAUCAUUCCGGCGAACUGUGUGUCUCCGUUAAUUAACAAGCUCUCAACAUCGGACCAGUGUCAGCAGCUGGCUGUGCAGGAGCAGCAGAAACGGCAGCAGCUUCACCCUCAGAGUCUGAGCCACACACACCACACAUAGUUUAGGGGCUUUAAUCCCCAUCUCUACCCCUCAAGUUCACAUCCCUCCCUGAAGGGAUCUCUCUACACUGCAGGCUCCAGGACCUUCUGCACAACCCUCAUUGUUCCUGAGGGUCAGAGGUGUGGUACCAAGCUGUGGUGACACUCGGAUGUAAAGCAGUGGUUGUAUAGAGAAAUUUUCUUUUUCUUCUUCCUUUUUUUUCCCCCACCCCCCCAAAAUUUGUAAUCUCCAGAGACUCUUCCUUUCACCUGGAGAUAUUUGACAGGUGAUGUAUUUUCCUCUGACAUUCAGAGUGAGAAGAUUUGGAACUUUAAGAGAGCAUGUUGAUCUGAGUUUUCCACUCCUCACCGAUACUUUACCCUGUUUUACCCCAGAACCACCUCAGUAUGAAACACAGACUUUUUGUGGGUCUGGACCAAAAGUAGAUGAAGCAAAAUCUACGUUUUUUCAGAGUCAGAGGAAAGUCUCAGAUGGGCAUAUAGUGCUUAACUACAAUCACAUAUUAAUGUAUGCUAGAGACUCAUUAUAUUAGAUAUUACCCAGCACUACUGCAGCGUAAGAAUUUUUGUUUUCUGAAGUAGAAAAAGUGAUGCAGUUUACUGCAGGAAACCUUUUGCUUUUUUUUGGGGGGGGGGGACUUCUGAUGCACUGUAUCUGGCAUAUUUGCUCAUGAGACGGUGAAAACCAAAUAUUCUUAUUGUCAGGUUCCACGUCCUUCUAAAAUCAGGCCAAUUUCUGUUUUUGCUCAUCUGUUUUUCACACAGGUCUCAGAUUCCUCAAAGUUCCUUGGUUUGUUUUAAUGUUUAACUUGAACAUUUUGUUCCUCUUUGUCCAUGUUGGAACUUGAUCAGCCAGUUGUUUGUGAACGUGCAUUUGCGUGAGUACUUGGAGCUACAGCAGUUGGGCACCUUUACAAAGGAAUUAUUUGGUUAUUUUUGCAUCAGCUGUCCUCUGAGUUCUCUGUGUGUGUGUAUGUAUGUAUAUGUGUGU